Cuscuta campestris is the source of this 1003-nucleotide messenger RNA. NCBI's taxonomy places the organism in Eukaryota, Viridiplantae, Streptophyta, Magnoliopsida, Solanales, Convolvulaceae. The record is from the annotation of a GenBank genome assembly.
AGUAAAAAAUCUUUUUUCCAUUAUUUCCGGCAACAAAUAAAGUCCAUGUCUUGGACUUUUAAAAUGCCCUUGUCCCCCCCACUUCUUUUUAUCUCCACCAUCACCCUGCCCUGGAUUAACUUUAACAAACUUCUCUAUCUUCUUCCCAGACUUUGUCCCCCUUUGAAACAGAGCACCCCUCCCUCUUCCCUUGAAUUCCAUUCUCGGAAAAUGAAAACAAUCAUGGAUCGAAAUCCCAACGAUUCUCUCUCCAUCUCCAGCAGACACUUCAACUGGAGGGACAAACCCGAAGACUACGACGAAGAAACCAGGCUGCCCGAGCUCGAUUUGGCCGUCCCCAAACGGAAGCCUCCCCGGACGGCGGUGGCCAGGCUCCGCUCCGUCUUGAGCUUCGGAACCAAGAAGCGGGCCGGCGGGGGAAAUCUGGGUACCCGGGUCGUCGGGACUCUGUUCGGGUACCGGCGCGGGCACGUCCUGUUCUCGUUCCAGGACGACCCGAAGCUCUGCCCGGCGUUCUUGGUGGAGAUGGCGAUGCACACGAGCGUUCUGGUCCGGGAAAUGGCGUCCGGCGCGGUCCGGGUCGCGCUGGAGUGCGACAAGGGGACCGGGAAGAAACCGGGCCGGAUUCUGGAGGAACCGGUUUGGAGGACGUACUGCAACGGCCGGAGGUACGGGUUCGCCGUGAAGAGGGAAUGCGGGCCGGACGAGUGGAAGGUUCUGAAUUCGAUCGGGCCGGUUUCGAUGGGCGCCGGCGUGUUGCCGGCGAAGGAAAGCGACGGCGGCAUGCCGGCCGGCGAGAUGACGUACAUGCGGGCCAUGUUCGAGAGGGUGGUGGGGUCCAAAGACUCGGAAGCUUUCUACAUGAUGAACCCAGACGGCCAUGGAGGUCCGGAGUUUAGUCUCUAUUUACUGAGGGUUUAGCUCAAUUUAAUUACGUACAAUUUAUUUGUGUUAUUAAAUUCUUUGUUAAAUCCUAAAUUAGCAAUUAAUGGACACCAAAUGC